GCUUUGAUUCUCCACCGCAGCAAGCAGAAGCACAAGUAUGGACAGCCAAGCAGCCAGCACCAAGCCGAAGCGCAACCGCAACCACUGGAAGCGCAAGAACAAGUCCGCGACGGACGAAGCCACGCCCGCGGCCUCGCCCGCGCCGGCCAAGGUCCCGAUGCCCAAGAAGCUCAAGGCCACGCCGGCUCCCGAGAUCCUGCCGGCUUCGGAGGCCGUGGGCCCGCCGCCGGCGCCUGCCCGCGAAAGCACCGCCAAGUCCAUCGUCCACUUGAGUGACGUCUCGUUCAAGUCGCUGAGCAUCUCGAAGGAGUCGGCGCAAGCGCUCUCGGACGUCAUGAAGUACGACAAGAUGACCAAGGUCCAGAACGAGACGCUGCCGAUCGUGAUGCAAGGCAAGGAUGUGCUCGCCAAGUCCAAGACGGGUACGGGCAAGACGAUGGCGUUUCUCCUGCCGACGAUCGAGACCCUCGCCAAGACGCCGCGCCAUGGCAACGAGAUCUUGGCGCUCAUCCUCUCGCCGACGCGUGAAUUGGCCUCGCAGAUUGACGUCGAGGCGAAGAAGCUCACGACGUUCCACAAGAACAUUCCGGUGGCCUGCAUGGUCGGUGGCACGAGCAUGUCCAAGGACCUUCGCAAGUUGCAGCAGCCCCAAGGGUUUGCCAUCCUCGUAGCCACGCCCGGCCGCCUCCAUGACCACAUCAAGAACGACACGGGUGGGAUGCAAGGCCGCUUGCGCCAUGUCCAAGUGCUCGUCCUCGACGAGGCGGACCGCCUUCUCGACAUGGGCUUCCGCGAUGAAAUCGAGCGCAUCUUGUCGUAUUUGCCGUCGGCGCGCCAGACGCUCCUCUUCUCGGCGACGCUGCCGUCGUCGCUCGAAGACAUGAAGCGUCUCGCGCUCAAGAAGAACUACGAGUACGUUGAUACGGUCGGCGAGGAAGACCAGACGAACGCGCAGGUCAACCAGUCGGUCAUCGUGUGCACGCUGGAAGAGCACAUCGUUGCGCUCGAGUCGCUCCUCCUCGAGCACAUUGCGGCGUCGCCGGACGGGUACAAGAUCAUGGCCUUCUUCCCGACCGCGCGCGCGGCCGGCUACAUGGCCGCUGUCUUUGAAAAGGCGGGCUUUCCGAUCAUCGAGAUGCACUCGCGCAAGUCGCAGAGCCACCGCACCAAGGUGGCCGAGACCUUCCGGCAGCGCGACAACCUCAUCAUGUUCUCGUCCGACGUGUCGGCGCGUGGUGUCGACUACCCCGGCGUCAGCUUCAUUGUGCAAGUGGGCUUGACGGACCGCGAGCAGUACAUCCAUCGCCUUGGCCGCACGGGUCGUGCCGGCCGCGACGGCGAAGGCAUUCUUCUCCUCUCGGAGUUUGAGAAGCGAUUCCUCAAGGACCUUGUCGAUAUGCCGAUGACGACGCGGCCCGUGCCGCCGACGAGCGCGACGAGCCGCGUCGCGUCGGUCGUGCAGCGCUGCGCCGUAGACAAGGCGCUCACGCAGGCCGCCGAGCAGGCGUACCAGGCGUGGCUCGGCUACUACAACUCGAACUUGAAGCGCCUCGGCCUGACGAAGGACCGCCUCGUGAGCAUGGCGGCCGAGUACAGCGUCGUCGUUGGUCUCGCCGAAGUGCCCGCGCUCCAGAAGAAGACGAUUGGCAAGAUGGGACUCCAGAACAUGGGUCUGCGCGUCGCCGACUAUGCGCCGCCCGCCCAGAACCGCGGCCAGAACCAGAACCGCGGUCCGAGCCAGGGCCCGCCCCGCAGCCAACAAGGCCCGCCCCGCAGCCAACCAGGCCAGGGCAACAAGGCGGCGGCGCACAAGCCGCAGGGCCACCUCAACCAGCCGCCGUCGCACAAGCGGCGGAACUAAACACGGUGGUCUCGACCCUCGACCGACCAACCGACAACUCGUUCCACUCGCAUUACUAUAAACUAUCCUUGACCUAAUGUAUUUCGACGCCGU
Saprolegnia parasitica CBS 223.65 is the source of this 1954-nucleotide messenger RNA. RefSeq lists its product as hypothetical. Gene Ontology annotation, molecular function: ATP binding; nucleic acid binding. Bases 38 to 1861 code for a protein of 607 amino acids. NCBI's taxonomy places the organism in Eukaryota, Oomycota, Saprolegniomycetes, Saprolegniales, Saprolegniaceae. The transcript has a single exon. Gene Ontology annotation, cellular component: mitochondrion. The record is from RefSeq and is a predicted model, not a curated record.